Molecule: messenger RNA, 1728 nt
Organism: Thamnophis elegans (Western terrestrial garter snake)
Lineage: Eukaryota; Metazoa; Chordata; Lepidosauria; Squamata; Natricidae
Product: major histocompatibility complex class I-related gene protein-like
Exons: 9
Coding region: 357-1430 (357 amino acids)
Biological process (GO): immune response
Cellular component (GO): external side of plasma membrane
Source: RefSeq, a predicted model, not a curated record
CUUUCCCUUCCUCAUUCUUUGUUUCCUUCUCUCUCCCUCCCUCCCCCUCCCUCCGAUUUCAAGAGAGCGAAGGACGCCUGAGCCUGUGUGAGGGGCUGGCACUUAACGCUGAGGAUCAAACGGUUCAAGCCACAAAGCGCCAGUUUGAGUUCGUUUUGUGUCCUUCCUGGAUACGUUUCCACCUUUGGCGCCGAGUUCAGCUGGUGGGCUAGCAGCGUCAGAAGCCAACAAAAGGCGAAGGAAAGAAGCGGGAAGGGCUGGCAGCGUUCGGCCCCACCAGCGCCUUUGAGAAACUUCCUCCGCGGUCAAGGGCUCGUUCCGAUCCUUCACAACAAGCUAAUCGGGACUGGAUCCGGAUGGGGCUCCCAGUUGCGCGUUUGGGCUUUCUGUCCGCGGCGGUGGUCCUGUUGCUGCGGGGAGGAUGUGCAGAUUUCUCCUCCCAUUCAUUGCGCAUUUUCUACACCGUGGUCCUGAGCCCCAACCUGGAUGAGUCCCAAUGUAUUGUGGUGGGAUAUGUGGACGACCAGCUGGCUUCAAGCUUUGACCCCUCCACAAGAAGAAUGUUACCCCAAGUGCCCUGGCUCCUUAACGUGAAGAAGGAGGACUUGCAUUUCUCGGAUUUUAUAUCUCAGAGAGCCAGCACCAUGGAGUGGUGGUUCAAAACCGACCUCGCCAUCUUGCACAGCUACCACAACUCCAGCAGAGGGAUUCACAGCUGGCAGUGCAAGAUCGGCUGCCAGCUGAGCAAAGAUGGCCACAAGCAGGGGCACUUCCAGUGCGGCUACGAUGGGGAGAACUUCAUCAGCUUCGACCAGAAGACCCUCACCUGGACGGCAGUCAACGUCCACGCUCAGGUGACCAAGAGGAGGUGGGAAGCGGAUCCUUUAGUCAUCCAGAACACCAAUAACUUUUUGGAGCAGGAAUGUAUCCAGCUGCUUGAGAAGGGCCUGUUCUAUGGAAAGGAUUCGUUGUUGAGGAAAGAGCCCCCGUUGGUGAAAGUAUCUCGCAGGAUCCAGUACAACAGUAUGGAGACCCUCGUCUGCCGAAUCUAUGGCUUUUAUCCCAAAGAGAUAGAUGCCACCUGGAAAAAGGAUGAAGAGGUCUGGGAGCAGGACACCUACCGUGGAGGUGUCCUUCCAAAUUCAGACGGGACCUACCAUACCUGGCUGAGCAUCGAGGUUGACCCGAAGGAGAGGGACCGCUAUCGGUGUUAUGUGGACCAUGCCGGACUGCCGGAGCCUCUGAUCUUGGCCUGGGUGGAGUCUGCUUUCGUAUCCAACUUUGGACUCAUUGCUGGAGUCAUAGGGGUUGUGGUAGCCGCAGUCCUCAUUGCUGCUGGAGUGACUAUAUGCAUCAAAAAACGUGGCAGAAAUGCAUACAGAACAGCAUCAGCCACUAUCCAGAAUUUUGAAAUUCCUCCAAUGAACUGAAGCGCAUGCAGUUUAGAAUGGUCUUCAAUUAAAGCAGUCUAUAUGCUUAGGCAAAAGAUUAACCAAAUGACCCUAGCAGUUUACUACUCCGUUUGCUACAACUACUGUUUUGAUUAUUGAAGUUCACAUACCGUAUUUUUUGGAGUAUAAGAUGCAACUUUUUCCUUCCCAAAAAGAGGAUGAAAAUCUGGGUGCAUCUUAUACACCGAAUACAGCCUUUUUGGCCCCCCGAAAUACCGCCCCCUUCACAAAAAUGGACGUGCAGAAAGUUUGGGAGGCUGCAAAGUGCUCCUGGGGA